AGCGCGGGGUGGGGCCGUUUUGAGGGAGACAGAGGGGAAAUUCCGCGGGACCGGUGGCGAACAGUGUGUGGGCUGAGGAGUUGUGUCUGCCUCUGACUGUGUGUCUGUGUGAGCUGAGGGAGGCGGGGGCUGAGUCAGUGGGAACAGGGGAUGGUUUUCUGAGUGACUCACUCUCCCCCACCCCAAGCCUGAUUCAGACCUUGAGAAAGGCUUUGUUCGUGGGGCGGAUGGGAAGUCAGGCGCCUGCGUCCCUGGUGGGGACACAGAUCCGUGGUGGUUGGCGAGAUUAUGCUUAGGGUACAGGAAGUUUUGUCCUGGAGCGCUCUCCUGUAGUCCAUGGUGUCGUCGUGGGAGGUUGUGGAUAAAGGUUGAAGAUCAAGAGGACUGGAGGGACGGAACUCGCUAGUUUAGGGAAAGCUGAGUCAGUUCCCCGUGGGAAAGGGGAAGUGGCAGAGGGGAAGUGUCAUCAUCGCAGAAGGGGAAGCUGCAUUUCCUGGCAACUAGCAGCGUUCUGGGCACUACUUCCUUAGUAGGGUGUCUGCUUCUCUGACAUCUGGUACCCCGAGCUGCCGUUUGUCCACGUCUGGUCCCUCGUUCCCCACAGGGCUUGGCUGGGGCAGCCAGUUUGGGCUGCACUUGACCACUUUAGCGUUGUACGUUUCCCAGGGCUUGGUAACUGACAAGACUGCAGCUCUGGCGAGUUCUGGCCGGAGCUCCGCGUGAACUGAGGAGUCCGCGGGAUGCAGUCUCUCACCAAGGCUUGGACCGAGUAGCCUGCGGGAAUCACUGGGCUCCAAACAUUUACACGCACAGAUGACCUUGCCCCAGCGGGAGGGAAGACUGUUUUCGCCAGAACCCCUUCUGCCUUUGUGGGCUGGGUGGAAAUUUCCCCACCGUGCAGACUUCUCGGCCAAGGCGAACUUUCCAGCCGCCCCCAACCCCUCGCCGCGCGCUCUCCCCCGGCUUCCUGCCCGGCGCUUUCUCCAGCUGGAGCGCUGGCCCCGCCCCCGCGGCUUUGUACUCGACACUCGCCUCUCGCCGGUCUUUGUACUCUAGACUCUCAAUGGACCGAUCCCGGGAGCGGAGCCGGCUCCCUACCUGCGGGGACCUGGGGCUGUUACUGAGGCGGAGACAAGGGUGAUGAUUGGCUUUCUGGGGAGAGAGAAGUCUUGUGAUUGGCUAAAUCUCUGAAGCGUUUGAAGCUGUGAGAGGACGCUCCCACGGAGGCUGGAAUUGGUUGUGGAAGGCCAGAGACUGCCACCUGGAAACAGUGGGCACUCUUGUUAAGAGCAAUUGGAGCGGGACCAUCGUGCCAGAGAGCUGGGGCAGGGGGGCGUGCCCCGUCUCCAGGGCUCCUGGGGCCACUGCUGACCUGGCUGGAUGCAUCGGGCAGUGGACCCUCCAGGGGCCCGCUCUGCACGGGAAGCCUUUGCCCUUGGGGGCUUGAGCUGUGCUGGGGCUUGGAGCUCCUGCCCACCCCAUCCUCCUCCUCCUCGAAGCUCAUGGCUGCCUGGAGGCAGAUGCUCUGCCAGCAUUGGGCAGCCCCCACUCCCUGCUCCUUUACCCCCGUCACAUGGCAGUAACUCCGGGCACCCAAACAAACCUUAUUAUGCUCCUGGGACACCUUCCCCUAGACCCCUCCACGGGAAGCUGGAAUCUCUGCAUGGCUGUGUACAGGCCCUGGUCCGGGAGCCAGCCCAGCCCGGGUUGUGGGAACAGCUUGGACAACUGUAUGAGUCAGAGCAUGACAGUGAGGAGGCCGUAUGCUGCUACCACAGGGCCCUUCGAUAUGGAGGAAGCUUUGCUGAGCUGGGGCCCCGAAUUGGCCGUUUGCAGCAGGCCCAGCUCUGGAACUUUCAUGCUGGUUCCUGUCAGCACCGAGCCAAGGUCCUGCCCCCGCUGGAGCAAGUAUGGAAUUUGCUGCACCUUGAGCACAAACGGAACUACGGGGCUAAGCGAGGGGGUCCUCCCGUGAAGCGAUCUGCUGAACCCCCAGUGGUACAGCCGAUGCCUCCAGCAGCACUCUCUGGGCCCUCAGGAGAGGAGGGCCUCAGCCCUGGAGGCAAGCGGAGGAGAGGCUGCAGCUCUGAACAGGCUGGCCUUCCCCCGGGUCUGCCACUCCCUCCACCACCAUUACCACCACCACCCCCACCCCCACCUCCACCCCCACCCCCACCACCGCUGCCUGGCCUGGCUGUUAGCCCUCCAUUUCAGCUGACUAAGCCAGGGCUGUGGAACACCCUGCAUGGAGAUGCUUGGGGCCCCGAGCGCAAGGGUUCAGCACCCCCAGAGCGCCAGGAGCAGCGGCACUCGCUGCCUCACUCAUAUCCAUACCCUGCUCCUGCCUACACUGCUCAUCCGCCCAGCCACCGGCUGGUCCCAGCCACACCCCUUGGUCCAGGUCCCCGACCCCCAGGAGCAGAGAGCCAUGGCUGCCUGCCUGCCACCCGUCCCCCCGGAAGUGACCUUAGAGAGAGCAGAGUUCAGAGGUCGCGGAUGGACUCCAGCGUUUCACCAGCAGCAUCUACCGCCUGCGUGCCUUACGCCCCUUCCCGGCCCCCUGGCCUCCCCGGCACCAGCAGCAGCAGUAGCAGCAGUAGCAGUAACAACACUGGUCUUCGGGGUGUGGAGCCGAGCCCAGGCAUUCCUGGCGCUGACCAUUACCAAACUCCUGCGCUGGAGAUUUCCCCUCACCAGGCCCGCCUGGGGUCCUCGGCACACAGCAGUCGGAAACCAUUUUUGACAGCCCCUGCUGCCACUCCCCACUUACCCCUACCACCUGGGACCCCAUCAUCCCCUCCACCCCCCUGUCCUCGCCUCUCACGCCCUCCACCACCCCCUGCUUGGAUGAAGGGCUCAGCCUGCCGCUCAGCCCGAGAGGAUGGAGAGAUUUUAGGGGAGCUCUUCUUUGGUGCUGAGGGACCACCCCGUCCUCCCCCGCCCCUUCCCCACCGUGAUGGCUUCUUGGGGCCUCCAACCCCCCGCUUUUCUGUGGGCACUCAGGAUUCGCAUACCCCUCCCACUCCCCCAACCACCACCACCAGCAGCAGCAGCAGCAGCCGCCACAGCAGUAGGCCUACUGGGCCCGCACCCUUCCCUCCACCCCCCUACCUGGCCAGAAGCAUAGACCCCCUUCCCAGGCCAUCUAGCCCAACACUGAGUUCCCAGGACCCACCUCUUCCACCACUGACUCUUGCCCUGCCUCCAGCCCCUCCCUCCUCCUGCCACCAAAAUACCUCAGGAAGCUUCAGGCGCUCGGAGAGCCCCCGGCCCAGGGUCUCCUUCCCAAAGACCCCCGAGGUGGGGCAGGGGCCACCCCCAGGCUCUCUGAGUAAAGCCCCCCAGCCUGUGCCACCUGGGGUUGGAGAGCUGCCUGCCCGAGGCCCGAGGCUCUUUGAUUUUCCACCAACUCCGCUGGAGGAUCAAUUUGAAGAGCCAGCUGAGUUCAAGAUCCUACCUGAUGGGCUGGCUAACAUCAUGAAGAUGCUGGAUGAGUCCAUUCGAAAGGAGGAGGAGCAGCAGCAGGAGGCAGGCACGGUGCCCCCACCCCCACUCAAAGAGCCCUUUGCAUCUCUACAGCCUCCAUUUCCCAGUGACACAGCCCCAACCACCACUGCUGCCGCCACCACUGCCACCACCACCACCACUACCACCACGACCACCAUCCAAGAAGAGGAGAAGAAGCCACCACCAGCCCUGCCACCACCACCACCUCUAGCCAAGUUUCCUCCACCUCCCCAGUCUCAGCCCCCACCGCCUCCACCAGCCAGCCCGGCCAAUCUGCUCAAGUCAUUGGCCUCUGUUCUUGAGGGACAAAAGUACUGUUACCGGGGGACUGGAGCAGCUGUUUCAGCCAGGCCCGGGUCCUUGCCCACCGCUCAGUAUUCCCCUAGUUCUGCAUCAGGUGCUACCGUCCCCCCACCCACUUCUAUGGCCCCUAGCGCCCAGGGCUCCCCCAAGCCCUCUGUUUCCUCGUCAUCUCAGUUCUCUACCUCAGGCGGGCCUUGGGCCCGGGAGCGCAGGGCAGGUGAAGAGCCAGCACCAGGCCCUGCAACCCCUGCCCAGCUGCCCCCAUCUCUGCCGCUGCCCCCUGCUCGUUCUGAGUCUGAGGUGCUAGAAGAGAUCAGUCGGGCUUGUGAGACCCUUGUCGAGCGGGUGGGCAGGAGUGCCACCCAUCCUGCAGACCCAGUGGACACGGCAGAGCCAGUGGACAGUGGGACCGAGUCACUGCUGCCUCCUGCACAGGCUAAGGAGGAGAGUGGUGGGGUGGCAGUGGCAGCAGCGGGUCCAGGUAGUGGCAAGCGUCGGCAGAAGGAGCAUCGGCGGCACAGACGAGCCUGUAGGGACAGUGUGGGUCGUCGACCCCGUGAGGGGAGGGCUAAGACCAAGGCCAAGGCUCCCAAAGAAAAGAGCCGAAGGGUGCUGGGGAACCUGGACUUGCAGAGUGAAGAAAUCCAGGGCCGGGAGAAGGCCCGGCCGGACUUAGGUGGGGCUUCCAAAGUCAAGACACCCACAGCUCCAACGCCCCCACCUGCUCCUGCACCCUCUGCUCAGCCAACACCCCCAGCAGCCCCCAUCCCUGGGAAGAAGACCCGAGAGGACGCUCCAGGGCCCCCAGGGGUGAGCCGGGCAGAUAUGCUGAAGCUCCGGUCACUUAGCGAGGGGCCCCCCAAGGAGUUGAAGAUCAGGCUCAUCAAGGUGGAGAGCGGUGACAAGGAGACCUUUAUUGCUUCUGAGGUGGAGGAACGGCGACUGCGCAUGGCAGACCUCACUAUCAGCCACUGUGCUGCUGACGUCAUGCGUGCCAGCAAGAAUGCCAAGGUGAAAGGGAAAUUUCGAGAGUCCUACCUUUCCCCUGCCCAGUCUGUGAAACCGAAGAUCAACACUGAGGAGAAGCUGCCCCGGGAGAAACUCAACCCUCCCACCCCCAGCAUCUAUUUGGAGAGCAAACGGGACGCCUUCUCGCCAGUGCUGCUGCAGUUCUGUACAGACCCUCGCAACCCCAUCACCGUGAUCAGGGGCCUGGCUGGCUCACUCCGGCUCAACUUAGGCCUUUUCUCCACCAAGACCCUGGUGGAAGCAAGCGGCGAACACACAGUGGAGGUCCGCACCCAAGUGCAGCAGCCCUCAGACGAGAACUGGGACCUGACAGGCACAAGACAGAUCUGGCCCUGCGAGAGCUCCCGCUCACACACCACCAUCGCCAAGUACGCGCAGUACCAGGCGUCCUCCUUCCAGGAGUCGCUACAGCAGGAGGAGAAGGAGAGUGAGGAUGAAGAGUCGGAGGAACCAGACAGCACCACGGGAACCCCUCCCAGCAGUGCACCGGACCCCAAGAACCAUCAUAUAAUCAAAUUUGGCACUAACAUCGACCUGUCUGAUGCCAAGAGGUGGAAGCCCCAGCUACAGGAGCUGCUGAAGCUGCCUGCCUUCAUGCGAGUAACAUCCACAGGCAACAUGCUCAGCCACGUGGGCCACACCAUCUUGGGCAUGAACACCGUGCAGCUGUAUAUGAAGGUCCCUGGCAGCCGAACGCCAGGCCACCAAGAGAAUAACAAUUUCUGCUCUGUCAAUAUCAACAUUGGCCCCGGGGACUGUGAGUGGUUCGCAGUACAUGAGCACUAUUGGGAGACCAUCAGCGCCUUCUGCGAUCGGCAUGGUGUGGACUACUUGACUGGUUCCUGGUGGCCAAUCUUGGAUGACCUCUAUGCGUCCAAUAUUCCUGUUUACCGCUUCGUGCAGCGCCCUGGGGACCUUGUGUGGAUUAAUGCAGGGACUGUGCAUUGGGUGCAGGCUACUGGCUGGUGCAACAACAUUGCCUGGAAUGUGGGGCCCCUCACCGCCUAUCAGUAUCAGCUGGCCCUGGAGCGCUACGAAUGGAACGAGGUGAAGAACGUCAAGUCCAUCGUGCCCAUGAUUCACGUGUCCUGGAACGUAGCUCGAACGGUCAAAAUCAGCGAUCCGGACCUGUUCAAGAUGAUCAAGUUCUGCCUUUUGCAGUCAAUGAAGCACUGCCAGGUGCAGCGGGAGAGCCUGGUGCGGGCUGGGAAGAAAAUCGCUUACCAAGGCCGCGUCAAGGACGAGCCCGCCUACUACUGCAACGAAUGCGAUGUGGAGGUGUUCAACAUCCUGUUCGUCACGAGUGAGAACGGCAGCCGAAACACGUACCUGGUGCACUGCGAGGGCUGUGCACGCCGUCGCAGCGCGGGCCUACAGGGCGUGGUGGUGCUAGAGCAGUACCGCACAGAGGAGCUGGCGCAGGCUUACGAUGCCUUCACGCUGGCUCCAGCUAGUACUUCGCGAUGAGGCCGGACGCCCCGCUCGCCCGCCCACGCAGGGCGCGGCGGGGCCACCAGCACAUGCCUGGGCUGGACCUAGGUCCCGCCUCUGGCCGGGAAGGGGGUCGGGCCCAGCCCUUCCACCCUUAUUGGCAGCUCCCCUCACUUAAUUUAUUAAGAAUUUUUUUUUUUAACAAAUAUGAGGAAAAAAAGGAAAAAAAAUGGGAGACGGGGAGGGGGCUGGCAGCCCCUCGCCCACCAGCGCCUCCCCUCACCGACUUUGGCCUUUCUAGCAACAGACACAAGGACCAGGCUCCGGCGGCGGCGGGGGUCACAUACGGGUUCCCUCAAGCCUGCCCGCCGCAUGCCCGCCCGCCGGCAGACGUUCGCGGCUCGUUGUGUAUAUAGACAUUCGGCAGCCGAGGUUUUUAAUGAGAUUCUUUCUAUGGGCUUUACCCCUCCCCCAGGCCCUCCUUUUUUACUCCCAAUGCUAGCUGUGAUCCCUGUAUAUGUCUCUGUUUAUUCACUUGAUUAUGGUUUGUAUUUUUGUUCCUUUUUUUGUUUUUGUUUUUUAAUUUAUAACAGUCCCACUCACCUCUAUUUAUUCAUUUUUUUUUUUUUUUUGGGAAAACCCGACCUCCUGCACCCCCAAGCCAUCCCUCCUGCCUCUUUGGGAGGCCUGCUUCUGGGCUCUCCUUGCGCCCCAGUAUAUAUGUCCGGGCUUGGCCCGUCGGUCUCCGGUCUCCGUCCGCCCGCGGCUCCAGCCGGGCUCUCAUGGUGCUCAAACCCGCUCCCCUCCCCUACGUCCUGCACUUUCUUGGACCAGUACCCCCACUCCCGACCCGACCCCAACCCCACCUGAGGGUGAGCGACCUCCUGUACUGUAGGGAAGAAGUGGGAACUGAAAUGGUAUUUUGUAAAAAAAAAAAAAAUUAAUAAAUAAAAUAAAAAAAUAAAAGUUUUAAAGAAAGAACUAUGAGGAAAAGAAACCCUGUCCUCCCCAGCCUCGGCCAAUUUAAAAAACAUUGGACACCUUCACCCCCUCCCCCCCCCCUUUUUUUAAAGGCGUGAAAUAGCCCAGGGCAGGGCCUCCCUGGGGCAGGGACACCCUGGGGUGAGUUUCUCUGGGGCUUUAUUUUUAUUUCUUAGUUCGUCUUCUCCCGCUGGGGCUGCGGAGGGGUGGGGGGGUUUACAGUCCCGCCCCCUCGCACUGCACUGUCUCUCUGCCCCAGGGGCAGAGGGGUCUUCCCAACCCUACCCUAUUUUCGGUGACUUUUGUGUGAGAAUAUUAAUAUUAAAAAUAAAAGCAGGAAAAAAAAGA
Myodes glareolus (Bank vole) is the source of this 7599-nucleotide messenger RNA. NCBI's taxonomy places the organism in Eukaryota, Metazoa, Chordata, Mammalia, Rodentia, Cricetidae. The record is from RefSeq and is a predicted model, not a curated record.